GUGAAGCUGCGACCGCCGCAAUGCAACGUGAUACCAGGGUAUGGAUGGCAUGUGAGCAUGCUAUAAACACCUGACCCGUGACCCUGUUCUGCUGUCAUAGCUCCUCUCUUCAGGAAAGAGAAAUCGCAGACUGUGGGGGGGCAGCCGACAGCAUGAGACUUCGCCUUCUUCUCGCCCGGGUCUGGCCUCUCUGGAGCAUCAAGGGCCUUGCCUAUUCCGAAGAUGCUCAGCAUGGCGAUGCUGAGCUGGAUUCGACUGAGAUGGGCCUGCUGCGGCCGAGGGACUCGGAUGUUAGGGCCGCCGCCAAAGCAACCAUCGACGCCAUGAACGACAAGUUCUACGACUCCUCGAAGGCCAGCUGGUCCCCAUCUGAGCCGUGGUGGCUCAGCGGCGUGGCCCUGAGCAGUGUCAUUGAGUACAUGCGCAAGACCGGCACCAACGACUACGUGGAUCAGGUCAAGCAUAUCAUCCAGACGCAGAGGGGGAAUCUAUCCUGGUGGCCGCAGGGCAACGGCGACUUCCGGGCCGACUCGACCGACGACACGGGGUGGUGGGCGCUCGCGAUGGUCGCCAUGUACGAUCUCACGCAGGACCAGACAUAUCUCAACAUCUCGAUCGAGGACGAGGCCUACAUAUACUCAUACUGGACCGACAAGCCUUGCGGCGGCGGCAUCUACGUCGACAUUAAGAAGAAAACAUACAAAAACGCAAUCGCCAAUGAGCUGUACAUCAAGCUCGCCGCGUCGUUGCACAACCGCAUCAACGGCGACACCGAGUACCUUGCCAAAGCCGAGAAAGCCUGGUCCUGGUUCAAAGGCUCAGGCAUGAUUAACGGCGACAACCUCAUCAACGAUGGCCUGAUCUCGUCGAGCAGCGGUGCCUGCUCCAACAACAAGCUUCCCAUCUGGACCUACAACCAAGGCGUCAUACUCGGCGGAUUAGUUGAACUCUUCAUCGCCACCCAAAACACAAGCUACCUCGACGCGGCCAGCACCAUCGCCGGCGCGGUCCUCUCCAGUCCGCUGCUGGUCCAGAACGGCACCCUGACCGAAUACUCCUGCGGCACCUCCUCCGCCUCCUCCUCUUCUUCCUCCUCCUCCGCCUCCUCUUCUUCCUCCUCUUCCUCUUCCUCCUCCUCCUCCUCCUCCUCCGCCGGCCCCAAAACCGACGAAUCCCUCUGCAACACCGACCAGCAGAUCUUCAAGGGCAUCUUCGCAGCCAACCUGGCCGCGCUCGACGCCUACGCCGUCGCGGGCGGCAACAGCCGGCCGUACGCCUCCUUCCUGGCGCAGAACGCGCAGACCGCGUACGCGCUCGACCGCCGGGCCGGCUUCGUCGUCGUCGCCGCCAACUCCACCUCCACCUCCUCCACUAACACCACCAACUCGACGGGCACGGGCACGGGCACGGGGACGGGCACGGGCACGGGGGCCGGGCAAAGACUGGCCGCCGAUCUGUACGACGUCGGCUGGGCCGGGCCGUUCCGCAACGCCACGCUGGCGAAGCAGGCGAGCGUGCUCGGGCUGUUGGUGGCGACUCUCUGACAAUGGCUGGAGGGGAGUGAGUUCCGUGGUGAGUUCCGUGGAAGGGGAAUCGCGUGUAUGGGUGGAUUGGGGGGACGAAGGGUUGGGUUGGGUUCGUUAUAGGGUGUAAGAUUCGUUUUCGGUUUCAGUUUAGAGGAGCGGUUUUGCACGGCCAUUGGCAUUUGAGCAUGGUAAUCACCGCGGGAAGUCGACAGGCAGGUACAUUUACAUAUAGGAUAUCAGCCUAUCCGGCCGUGAAGGUGUUGAGUAGGUGAGUAGACUGGAUGUGCGAGUUCCGCCACCGUUUGGCCAGGCACCUUGGUCAGACAGCAAGCA
Messenger RNA from Thermothielavioides terrestris NRRL 8126, 1859 nucleotides. RefSeq names its product glycoside hydrolase family 76 protein. Gene Ontology annotation, biological process: carbohydrate metabolic process. The transcript has 2 exons. Lineage: Eukaryota; Fungi; Ascomycota; Sordariomycetes; Sordariales; Chaetomiaceae. Bases 153 to 1544 code for a protein of 463 amino acids. The record is from RefSeq and is a predicted model, not a curated record.